AUGAGGACACCCGAUGGCAAACCAUUGGUACUGAAGGUGUCGGUCUUGCGGGGGAGAAAUCUUGCUGCCAAAGACCGAGGAGGAACAAGCGACCCUUACCUGAUAGUUACACUCGGAGAAGCCAGACAAUCAACGCCCACCAUAUUCAAGACAUUAAACCCGGAAUGGAAUGUGACCUUCGAAAUGCCGGUUGUCGGCGUCCCGUUGCUGGAGUGCAUUUGCUGGGACCACGACAGGUUCGGCAAAGAUUACCUAGGGGAGUUUGACAUUGCAUUGGAAGACAUAUUUGCGGAUGGGGACGUUCAACAACAGCCAAAAUGGUACACACUCAAGUCGAACCGGAAGCCGAGCAAGAGGAAGGACAAUAACGUAUCCGGCGAAAUCCUCCUACAGUUCUCGCUAUCGGACCCUUCGAACCCGACCGCCUCACCCACGGAAAUAUACACGAGAUUCAAGACCUUGGUGUCUGCUGGAGAUGCUGGAGACGAAGACGACUAUUUCCCCUCAAUUUCAUCAUCAACAAUACUAGAGGAAUCUGGUGAGCAAGACGAGGAAACAUCGGAUGAGACGGACGACCCUACAAAACCAGAGGCGGUAGAGAAGCGCCGGAGGAGGCUACGCCUAAAGCGCUUGAAACGCAAGUCUCUCGCAGCGAGGGCGUACCAGUUUUCCGGCCUCGGAAAUGGCGUGCAGGGCAUCGUUUUCAUGGAGAUUGUCAAAGUCACUGAUCUUCCACCAGAACGAAAUGUGACCCGGACAUCGUUCGACAUGGAUCCAUUCGUUGUGACUUCGCUUGGUCGCAAGACUCUCAGAACCCCGGUUAUACGUCACAACCUGAACCCUGUCUACAACGAGAAGAUGGUCUUCCAAGUCAUGAAACAUGAGCAGUUAUACACCAUGAGCUUCACUGUUAUGGACAGAGACAAAUUCUCGGGAAACGAUUUUGUGGCUUCUGCGGGCUUUGCACUGCAAACCCUCAUACAAGCUGCCCCUGACACCGAUCCAGAGACGGGGCUUUACAUGUUUUCCGAAGAGGACAUGAGACCUCCAGUCAAGUCCGAUGUCAAGCUCAGUCCUGUCCCGUCGUCCUCCAAUCUGUCGAAGCAGAGUAAGCCCCUCGCGAGGUCAAGGAGCUCUACUACUUCUCUAUCAUUGCAAGCGCAACAGGAGCCUCAAAGCGUCCCCUCGUUGGUUCUUCCUGAUCAAAGCGCAAACAGUAGUGUUUCCGACGUCUCUACUGCCGCUAUUCCUGUUGCGCGUGAGUCGGAUGGUCUUCGGGUCUAUGAGAUUCCGUUGACGCUUAAAAACAAAGAAAGAUGGGAAGACAAGCACUUCCCAAGUAUUGUCGUCAAGGCAAAAUACAUGCCAUACCGAGCACUACGACAGCAAUUUUGGAGAUUAAUGCUAAGGCAAUACGACGCUGAUGACAGCGGUAACAUCGACAAGGUCGAGCUGACGACGAUGCUCGACACCCUUGGUUCGACACUGAAGGAGUCGACUAUUGACAGCUUCUUCGAGCGCUUUCGCGAUGAAAAUAACGCAAGCGAUCCUACCUGCUUAUCGUUCGAUCAAGUUGUAAUGUGUCUGGAGGACACGCUCCAGUCGCUGCAGAAAGAUCCGCGAACAAUGGGCAAGAAACUCAGCCCCGCUACAUCAACGGCUAGUCUAGAAAGUGACAGCGACGAGCUUAAUGUUGAAAGUAGCUUGACUUUACCAACUAAUGUUGAUGCCCAAGCCACUUCGGUUCCGACGAUGACAACUGAGCAGCCUGACGAAGACCUUCAUCCGGACGACUUGGGUGACGAACGUGGCGAAGAACACGUUAUUGAGCUUCGCGAAUGCCCUCUUUGUCACCAACCGCGGCUGGGUAAACGGUCCGAUGCUGAUAUCAUCACGCACAUCGCAACGUGUGCAAGUCAGGAUUGGCGGCAAGUGGACAACCUUGUCAUGGGUGGCUUUGUGACUUCAAGUCAGGCGCAACGCAAGUGGUAUAGUAAGGUUAUCACCAAGAUCUCGUACGGUGGCUACAAGCUCGGUGCGAAUUCCGCCAAUAUUCUUGUCCAGGACCGCAUUACAGGACAAAUCAACGAGGAACGGAUGAGUGUCUAUGUUCGGUUAGGAAUCCGGCUUCUAUACAAGGGUCUCAAGAGUCGGGACAUGGAGAAAAAGCGAAUCCGCAAAAUUCUCAAAUCCCUCAGCGUCAAGCAAGGCAAGAAAUACGACGACCCAGCCUCCGCAGCUCAGAUCCGAGAUUUCAUCAAUUUCCAUCAGCUAGACAUGUCGGAGGUUCUACUACCAUUAGAUAAGUUUAAGAACUUCAAUGAGUUCUUCUAUCGCGCAUUAAAACCAGGCGCCAGACCUUGUUCUGCGCCAAACGAACCUGGCAUUGUUGUUUCCCCGGCCGACUGCCGUACGGUGGUGUUUGACCGCAUCACGGAGGCGACCAGUGUCUGGGUCAAAGGGCGGGAAUUCUCUAUCAAGAGACUCCUCGGUGAUGCUUACCCUGAAGAUGUUUCACGAUACCAGAACGGUGCACUAGGAGUUUUCCGCCUUGCGCCUCAGGAUUAUCAUCGGUUCCAUAUUCCCGUCGACGGCGUGAUGGGUACACCGAAGACCAUUGAGGGCGAGUACUACACGGUGAACCCGAUGGCUAUUCGCUCCGCACUCGAUGUGUAUGGCGAGAAUGUACGAAUUUUAGUACCGAUCGACUCCGUGAAGCAUGGCCGAGUUAUGGUUGUCUGCGUUGGUGCAAUGAUGGUCGGAAGCACGGUCAUCACGCGACAGGCCGGUGAAAAGGUCUCAAGGGCCGAGGAGCUCGGAUACUUCAAAUUUGGCGGAAGUACUCUUCUGCUCCUCUUCGAGGAAGGAAAGAUCAACUUCGACAGUGACCUCGUGGAUAACUCUAGGGGCGCUCUGGAAACUUUGGUCCGAGUUGGUAUGUCUGUGGGCCAUAGUCCUGACAUCCCGCAAUUCGAGCCCGAUCUUCCUAAGAAGCCAGAGGAUGUCAGUCUCGAGGAAAUGCAGGCCGCCAAGCGCAGAAUUGAAGGCAGCUUAGCUCCACCGACCCAUGCCUCGGCGCUGCAGUAG
Messenger RNA from Aspergillus mulundensis, 3087 nucleotides. Its product is annotated as putative phosphatidylserine decarboxylase Psd2. Gene Ontology annotation, molecular function: calcium ion binding; phosphatidylserine decarboxylase activity. The coding region runs from base 1 to 3087 and encodes 1028 amino acids. Lineage: Eukaryota; Fungi; Ascomycota; Eurotiomycetes; Eurotiales; Aspergillaceae. The transcript is spliced from 7 exons. Gene Ontology annotation, biological process: phospholipid biosynthetic process. The record is from RefSeq and is a predicted model, not a curated record.